CUUUGAGGGCAUUGAUCAUGUCAGCUUGGCCACAAUAGACCGAGUUCUCCGGCGCCAAAAGAUGCGGAUGAAACAAGUUUAUAGGGUUCCCUUUGAGCGAAACUCUGCACGACACAAAGACCUACGUUACGAGUAUGUGCAAAGGAAAUUACAGUUGGACGCGAUGGCCAGACCUCAUGAGUACCUCUUCCUGGAUGAGGCUGGCUUCAACCUGCACAAACGAAGGCAAAGAGGCCGUAACAUCAUUGGCCAAAGAGCCAUCACAAAGGUUCCUGGCCAACGGGGGGGUAAUAUUACUCUUUGUGCGGCUAUGGGUUUGGAGGGGCUUGUCCACCGGCAGGCUGUCCUUGGGUCUUACAACACCCAACGUCUCCUAACCUUCCUAGAGGAGCUAAAAGAUAUCCUCCUGGACCGCCAACAACACCCUCCUGGGCCCGAACAUCCCAUUUAUGUGAUCAUUUGGGACAAUGUACGCUUCCACACAACAAACCAAAUCAGUGAGUGGUUCACCACCAACAGUAACCACUUUUUAAAUGUCUGUCUGCAACACUACUCCCCUUUCCUGAACCCUAUAGAGGAGUUCUUCUCAUCGUGGAGAUGGAAGGUUUAUGACAGACAACCAUAUACUAGAGAAAACCUCCUAAGGGCAAUGGAGCUGGCGUGUGUUGACAUCCCAGUGGAGAACUUCCAAGGAUGGAUCCGCCAUUCCAGGGCGUUUUUCCCACGGUGCCUGGCAAGAGACAAUAUAGCCUGUGAUGCACAGUGAUUGUGGUGUAAAUACUGUAAAAUGAAUAAAAAAAAACUUCACACCCUGAUCAUGUUUUCAAGAGUACUGUUAUGUGCAAUAGAUUCUGCUUUUGCAGUGAGUUGUGUUACAGUAGUGUACAGAAAUUACUAUAGAUUUAUACCCUUCAUAUGAAACUCAGAAAUCUAAAUGCCCAAUCCUCUGCAGAACUCUAAGAAGAUGCAGAAUUGUAAAGUUUCUAAAAAUAUGCAUUGGCAGUAAAGAAACAAAGAACCUUCUCAUAAAUUGAGCAUUGUGUUUUCAAUUGUU
Molecule: messenger RNA, 1054 nt
Organism: Fundulus heteroclitus (mummichog)
Lineage: Eukaryota; Metazoa; Chordata; Actinopteri; Cyprinodontiformes; Fundulidae
Exons: 2
Coding region: 62-766 (234 amino acids)
Molecular function (GO): nucleic acid binding
Source: RefSeq, a predicted model, not a curated record